AUGCAGCCCGCAAACGAUCUCAAGGGCAUCAUCUGCCAGUCUCCACCCGUCGACGUGAGCAAGCCUUACGACGCUUCAACUCUCAAGGACAAAACAAUUGUUAUUACCGGAGGUGCCAAUGGACUGGGAUCCCACAUGGUUCGUGAGUGGGCUUCCCACGGCGCGAAUAUCAUCAUCGGCGAUGUUGCCGAUGCAGCUGGCGAGGAGCUUGUAGCUUCACUCACAGCUCAAUAUCCAGACUCAGCUUUCGCCUUCCAACACUGCGAUGUCACCGAUUGGGAUUCCCAAGUCAGUCUGUUUGAGACAGCUGUUCAUGUCAGCCCCCAUGGCGGAAUCGACAUCGUGGUUCCCAACGCGGGCAUCAUCCUCCCCGACGUUUCGAUGCAGUUCGAGGAGCCUGUUCUCAAGAAUGGCCGUCUUCCCAAGCCCGACACGAAGCAGUUUGAUGUCAACAUCACCGGUGCUACCUACACCACUCACCUCGCUCUCUACUGGUUGCCUCAGAAUGGAUCUUCUCCUCGUGAUCGCUGCCUUCUUCUGGUCGGCUCACUCGCAUCUCUCUGCCCCUUCCCCACUCAGACCAUGUAUGCGAUGAGCAAGCAUGCCAUCCUCGGCCUUUUCCGCACUCUUCGUUCGACGUCUUUCCGGAGCGGUGUCCGCGUGAACAUGAUCACGCCUUACUACGUCUCAAAGUCCAACAUGCUCAAGCUGCCCGUCGAAGUGGCCUUCCUCUCUGGCACUGCAGGCGGAGCCAUGAUCGAGGAUGUCAUCGACGCUGCCACACGCCUCAUUGCCGACGAAGAGAUUGCCGGCCGUGCUCUCUGCAUUGGUCCCAGGCUCAAAUCGGCUGGUGUCGAGGGCGUUGAGGACGAGGACGACUUCAUGAUUGUACAAGAGCAUGAGAACAACGGGCAGGGCCGAGCCGUGUGGGAAUGUUAUGCUGGAGAUUUUGACAACACCGAUGCAUUCACGAAGCGAUACAUUUUGUUGCUGAAUGCUGCUGAACGAGUCAAAGGAUGGUUUGGUAUCUUCACUGACAUCUGGGGCAUGCUUCGUCGCAAGUAA
Molecule: messenger RNA, 1065 nt
Organism: Fusarium pseudograminearum CS3096
Lineage: Eukaryota; Fungi; Ascomycota; Sordariomycetes; Hypocreales; Nectriaceae
Exons: 1
Coding region: 1-1065 (354 amino acids)
Molecular function (GO): oxidoreductase activity
Source: RefSeq, a predicted model, not a curated record